AGCGAAUCAUUGGAAUGAUUGGACUCACUCUAUCAAAGAAAAGAGUGGUUAAGAUACUCCAAGGUGUGAGUGGUAUAGCAAGACCUUCAAGGUUGACUUUACUUCUUGGUCCGCCUGGAUCUAGAAAAACAACAUUACUAAAAGCACUUGCUGCAAAACUUGAUGAUGAUUUAAGGUAUCUGGAAAAGUGACAUACUGUGGCCAUGAAUUUGAAGAGUUUGUACCUCAGAGAACCUCUUCUUAUAUUAGUCAACAUGACCUUCACUAUGGUGAGAUGACAGUCUAUGAAACUUUGAAUUUUUCGGGGCGGUGCUUAGGAGUUGGUACAAGGUAUGACUUGCUGGUAGAGUUGUCUAGACGGGAAAAAACAGCUGGAAUUAAACCAGAUUAUGAGAUUGAUGCCUUCAUGAAAGCCACAGCUAUGGAAGGCCAAGAAACCAGUUUGAUCAAUGAUUAUGUUCUAAAGGAUUGGAAUUCAAUGGACUGGUCUGAAGGGUGUGUAAGAAGUAGUCUGUUGAGCUGCCAUGAUCAAGGGAAAGAUGGCUUUUUGAAAUUUUCUGGUUGGAAAUUGCUAGAUGCUCAACAUACAUGGGUGAACAAGAGUAUGAAUCUAUGGGACUGUAGGGCUAAAUGUCUGAGCAAUUGUUCCUGUACGGCUUAUACAAACUCAGAUAUCAGAGGUGAAGGCAGUGGUUGCGUCGUCUGGUUUGGAGAUCUUUAUGAUAUUCGACAAUUUCCUUCCAGCGGACAAGAUCUAUUUGUUCGACUAUCAGCUUCAAAAAUAGGAAAAGCAAGAGUUGAUCUUAAGGUGAAGAGAGCAGUGAUAAUUAUAGCUAUUCUGAUUGGAUUAACUUGUGGGACGAUUUUAAUUGGCUUUUACAUUUGCAAGUGGAGAGAGAAGAUAAGAAAUGAAUUUUCCCAUGUUGAGAAUGGUCAUUUGGGGUCAUUGGGAUUAAAGAGUGUUGAUCAAUCUAAUCUGUAA
Messenger RNA from Humulus lupulus (European hop), 982 nucleotides. Its product is annotated as putative inactive G-type lectin S-receptor-like serine/threonine-protein kinase SRK. The coding region runs from base 275 to 982 and encodes 235 amino acids. NCBI's taxonomy places the organism in Eukaryota, Viridiplantae, Streptophyta, Magnoliopsida, Rosales, Cannabaceae. The record is from RefSeq and is a predicted model, not a curated record. The transcript is spliced from 6 exons.